Messenger RNA from Colletotrichum higginsianum IMI 349063, 1158 nucleotides. RefSeq names its product mRNA capping enzyme. The record is from RefSeq and is a predicted model, not a curated record. The transcript is spliced from 2 exons. NCBI's taxonomy places the organism in Eukaryota, Fungi, Ascomycota, Sordariomycetes, Glomerellales, Glomerellaceae. Gene Ontology annotation, biological process: 7-methylguanosine mRNA capping. Bases 1 to 1158 code for a protein of 385 amino acids. Gene Ontology annotation, molecular function: ATP binding; mRNA guanylyltransferase activity. Gene Ontology annotation, cellular component: mRNA capping enzyme complex.
AUGGAAGGCAUACAGGGUCCCCCGCCCGAGGGCCCGAUUGCCUCGAUUGCAGAACCGGGCAUCAAGGCCGACGGCCAGCUGCUGUUCGACCUGCGCCGCGAGGUCGCCUCUUUGUUGCACCGCAACCAGACCAGCUUCCCAGGUGCGCAACCCGUCAGCUUUGCGCGCAAACACCUCGAGGAGCUGCGGAACAAAGACUACUAUGUUUGUGAAAAGUCUGACGGCAUCCGGUACCUCUUAUACCUUACCGAGGACGAGGGGCGGGAGAUCCACUACCUCAUUGACCGCAAGAACGACUACUGGUUCAUUAAGAACACCAGCUUCCACUUCCCGCGCAAGGACGACUUGACAAAGUUCCAUACGCGCACGCUCAUCGACGGCGAGCUGGUCAUGGACGACACGGGAAAAGGCCAAAAGGAGCCGCGUUUUCUUGUCUUCGAUUGCCUCGUGCUCGACGGCCAGGAUCUUAUGUCUCGCACGCUCGACAAGCGGCUUGCCUACUUCAACGAGAACAUCUACAAGCCUUACCGCGACUUGUUUAAGCAGUACCCGGAAGAGCGCGACUUCCAGCCGUUCCUGGUGGAGAUGAAGGCCAUGCAGCUGAGCUACGGCAUCGAGAUGAUGUUCCGCGAGAUCCUGCCCAAGCUGCGACACGGCAACGACGGGCUCAUCUUCACAUGUGUUAGCAGCGAUUACAAGCACGGCACCGACCCGCACAUCCUCAAGUGGAAGCCUCCCGAAGAGAACACGGUUGAUUGCCGGCUGCGACUGCACUUCCCUACCGUGCAGCCAGGCGACGGCGACGACGACGUCGACGGUCCCUAUGUCGACUACGAGUCCGUCCCACGCUCCGAGCUGUGGAGCUUCAUGGGCGACGGGCGAUAUCAGUAUUUCGCCGACGUUCAUAUCACCGAGGAGGAAUGGGAGAUUCUCAAGGGGCUGGGCGACCCGCUCCAGGAGCGCAUCGUCGAGUGUCACAAAGAUGACCUGGAUCGGUGGCGCAUCAUCCGCUUCCGCGACGAUAAGUCCGAGGCUAAUCACAUUUCGACGAUCAAGAGCGUCAUGGAGAGCAUCGAGGACCGUGUCACGGAGAAGGACCUCGCCGAGGCGGCCAAGAGCAUCAAGGACAACUGGAAGACGCGCAACGCUAAACGGUGA